GUCCCUGGAGGCUCCCACGGCUUGGCCCUUCUUGGGAGAAAACCAUCCGUCGGAAUCUAGACCUUUCUGGUUUGUGCUCCAGCCCCCGGAACCCUGCUGGCAGAGGACGCUCCUGGGAUUGGAGUCACCCAGGCCCGCUGUGUGUCUCCGCUAUGGAAAUCCUGCAGAAACAGUGGCUGGAAAUAAUAAGCGCCUACCUAUUGGUGCUCACUUUCCUCUUCAUGGGCCCCUUCUUCUCCCUUCUCAUCCUCUUCCUCCUCUUCACGCCACUCUGGUCUUUCUCUGUUCUCUAUUUGGUGUGGCUCUUCCUGGACUGGGACACUCCUAACCAAGGUGGAAGGAGCUUCAGAUUCACAAGGCACUGGACUAUUUGGAAACAGCUAAGGGAUUACUAUCCGGUCAAGCUGGUGAAAACAGCAGAGCUGCCCUCUGACCGGAACUAUGUGCUGGGAUCUCACCCGCAUGGGAUCAUGUGCGUAGGAACCCUUUGCAAUCUCCUCACCGAGGCCAACGAUGUCUCCAAGUACUUCCCCGGAAUUAGGAUCUCGUCAGCAGGGCUGAAUUCCCUCUUCUACUUCCCAAUCUACCGAGACUAUAUCAUGUCCUACGGAGUAUGUUCUGUGAACCGCAGGAGCCUGGACUUUUCCCUGUCUCAGCCCCAGCAUGGGAAGGCCAUGGUCAUCAUGGUUGGGGGGGCUCAUGAAGCCCUGUACGCAAUCCCAGGGCAGCACCACGUCAUUCUGCGGAAUCGCAAAGGCUUCGUGCGCCUGGCACUGAGGCACGGCGCCUCCCUGGUACCCGUGUAUUCCUUUGGAGAGAACGACAUCUUCCAUUUGAAGGUUUUCUCCCCCAACACCUGGCAAUACCUGUGCCAGGUUGCCUUCAAGAGGGUCACAGGCUACUCUCCUUGCAUCUUCUGGGGUCGCGGACUAUUCUCGGCCAACUCCUGGGGCCUGGUGCCCUUUGCCCGGCCCAUCACCACUGUGGUGGGCCGCCCCAUUCCGGUGCCCCAGAGCCUCCACCCCAGCGAGGAAGAGGUGGACCACUAUCACGCGCUCUACAUGCAGGCUCUGGAGAAACUAUUUGAGGAGCACAAGGAAAGCUGUGGUGUCCCUGCCUCAACUCACCUCACCAUUAUGUAGCCGUGGCCUUGCCACCUGCUCCAGCCUGGAGCCGCCCGGGCCCCAGGACCCUGGGACCUCCACUUAUGGCUGACUGGACCACUCCAAUAAAAGCUCCUUCUCUCCCA
Suricata suricatta (meerkat) is the source of this 1249-nucleotide messenger RNA. It is a transcript of the gene MOGAT3, whose product is annotated as monoacylglycerol O-acyltransferase 3. NCBI's taxonomy places the organism in Eukaryota, Metazoa, Chordata, Mammalia, Carnivora, Herpestidae. The transcript has 7 exons. The coding region runs from base 153 to 1142 and encodes 329 amino acids. The record is from RefSeq and is a predicted model, not a curated record. Gene Ontology annotation, biological process: triglyceride biosynthetic process. Gene Ontology annotation, cellular component: endoplasmic reticulum membrane. Gene Ontology annotation, molecular function: diacylglycerol O-acyltransferase activity.